UGUCUCGUGCAAGGAACGCCCAGCACCCCACGUGGCCGGCCAGCCCAGCAGCGCGCGCAGCUUACGCUGCUUCCUCUCCGCCUCGCCCGCUCGCCCUUUUUGCAGGCUAGCCAAUGAGAGGCCAGAUCUCCCCACCUUCCCCCUCCCCGGGAGCCGCUUCUGAUUGGCCGCCUGUGAGGAGGGCUGGCGGCCCCGCCUCCUUUGAAGCCGCCGCUGCGCCGGUUAGGCUGAGGCGUGCACAGGUGGCAGCGGCGGCGGCACUGCGCUUGCAAGGGAAAGUGGGGUGGGCAGCCGCUUGCCUUGCCUUGCCUAGCUUGGCCGGCCAUGGAACUUCGUCUGGAAGGAGCAGCCGCCGCCGCUAGAGGAGGAAAGGAGGAAGCAGCACCCGCAGCCAUCAUCCAGGAGGGCUGGUUCCGAGAGACGUGCAGCCUCUGGCCCGGGCAGGCCCUCUCUUUGCAAGUGCAGGAGGUUUUGCAUCACCAGCGAUCGCUCUUCCAGGAGAUCCUCGUCUUUAGGAGCAAAACAUACGGGAAUGUUUUAGUCCUCGAUGGCGUCAUCCAGUGCACAGAGAGGGACGAGUUUUCGUACCAGGAAAUGAUUGCCAACCUCCCCUUGUGCAGCCACCCAAAUCCACGGAAGGUGCUUAUUAUUGGUGGUGGUGAUGGAGGAGUUCUGCGAGAAGUAGUGAAGCAUCCCUCUGUGGAGUCUGUAAUACAGUGUGAAAUUGACAAGGAUGUGAUUCAAGCAUCUAUGAAAUACCUCCCGGGUAUGGCCGUGGGUUAUUCCAGCCCAAAACUCACCUUGCACGUCGGGGACGGCUUUGAAUUCAUGAAGCAGAACCAGGAGGCUUUUGAUGUGAUCAUCACAGACUCCUCUGACCCCAUGGGUCCUGCAGAAAGCCUGUUCAAAGAAUCGUACUACCAGCUGAUGAAGACAGCUCUGCGGGAAGAUGGGAUUCUCUGCUGCCAAGGCGAAUGCCAGUGGUUGCACCUUGACCUCAUUAAGGAGAUGCGGCAGUUCUGCAAGUCGUUGUUCCCCGUGGUCGAGUAUGCCUACUGCACCAUCCCGACGUACCCCAGCGGACAAAUCGGCUUCAUGCUCUGCAGCAAGAACGCGAACACUAAUUUCCGGGAGCCGGCCCAACAGCUGUCCCAGGAGCAAGUGGAGGAAAUGAACCUGAAGUAUUAUAACUCGGACAUCCACCGGGCAGCCUUUAUCCUGCCAGAAUUUGCACGCAAGGCUCUGAGCACCGUGUGAGAAUCCUGACGGGCAGCUCUGCCUCUUGCCUCGGACACCUCCCCGCCGGUGGUGGGCGUGGGGAGGAAUGACCCCCGAAGCAGCAUCAACAUAGCGAGUUUUCUCCAGCAGGUGGCCUGGCCCACCCCACGCUCCCUAGCCAGCCACCGAAACAUUCCUUCCAAUUAUGUAUUAAAAAAGGACUCUGGGCUCCUACGCCACCCCUGGCACGGGACUCUAAAAACAAACAGAAAACCAGUUCAGGCUUCGCUGUCGGUCCAUUGCUUGGGCUGCUCUUUCUAAGAUGUGGAGCUCUAAUGCAGAGCCUUCAGGCACCCGCCUGCAUCCAUUUUAAGCCCCCGUGUACCCACUCAAAGUGCUGUAUUUAUAACUGACAAUGUACCUUCCUCCUCCUUCGACGGUUAUUCUGUAGUUAAGAAGGAUCAGACACCCCACCUUGUCAGGGGUGCGUGUGUGAGAGAGCUGGCUGAGUUUCCCCCCAUGGACUGGAUACUUUUUCAGUUUUGCUCCUGCGCUGUUAGGCCACCCCUUUUUUUCUCCCCCCUCCGCCCUUCACUUCUCUCCCCCCCCCCGCCAGUUUCCACGGGACAACCCACACCUCUUUCUCCUUGCCUGAUUGGGUGCUUGGCCGCCCGCCCACGUCCCCCCCUCCCCAAAAUGGAAUGCCCGCCGUCGACUCUUCAGCCAAUCGGUGGCAGGGGGGGUGCGCUCCGGAGGCGGGCGUGGUCUGUAGAGAACCGUUAACCUCUUUGUAUAGUAAAACAAAUUUGAAAAGUAAAACA
Molecule: messenger RNA, 2039 nt
Organism: Rhineura floridana
Lineage: Eukaryota; Metazoa; Chordata; Lepidosauria; Squamata; Rhineuridae
Gene: SRM
Product: spermidine synthase
Exons: 8
Coding region: 325-1257 (310 amino acids)
Biological process (GO): spermidine biosynthetic process
Cellular component (GO): cytosol
Molecular function (GO): spermidine synthase activity
Source: RefSeq, a predicted model, not a curated record